Messenger RNA from Notechis scutatus (mainland tiger snake), 2639 nucleotides. RefSeq names its product ubiquinol-cytochrome c reductase complex assembly factor 1 (gene UQCC1). Gene Ontology annotation, cellular component: mitochondrion. Gene Ontology annotation, biological process: mitochondrial respiratory chain complex III assembly. The record is from RefSeq and is a predicted model, not a curated record. Lineage: Eukaryota; Metazoa; Chordata; Lepidosauria; Squamata; Elapidae.
AGUUGCCGAGGUUUCCAGGUGGCUGAGGAGAACGCGGCGAUUGUUAACUCGGCUCCCUUCAGGGCUCGGCCGAAGGCAGCCGAUCUAGAAGCAUCUCCGUGGAAACGCGCUUCGGUUCGCGCCAUCAUUCACGCGCCUCCUUCUUCUUCUCCCUUUUGCCCGGCAAGUGGCGGAGAAACGGAAGAGAGCUUGGACGUUCAGCGGAAACGGAAGCGCGUCCCGCCAGGGAGAUGGCGGCGCUGGUGAAAGUCGCGAUGCACUGUACUAGAGAACCUCACUGGAUUGCAUUAUGCAAUGGAUUGAUACAAACAACAUUAGCUCAACAACAAUGGGGCAGAUUGCUCCAUUCUUCUUUCCAGAGACACAACAAUGGCCAGUUUCCAUUAACCAAAGUUUGCUGUAAUUUAGUACAAAGUAUCAGGACAAUGAAACAACCAAACAGAACAUUUCAUCACACAAAGGUUUUUAGAAAUUCUGCUCAGCCAUCUGAAGAGAAAGUAGGCACUUUCACAAAGAUAAUAGAAGCAAUGGGAUUUACAGGGCCACUAAAAUAUAAAAAAUGGAAAAUUAGAAUAGCAGCACUACGCAUGUAUACAUGUUGCGUUGAGAAAAUAGACUAUGAGGAAUUCUUUAACAAAUUACAGAUCCCUGACACUUUCAACUCUUGGUUUUUAGUAGCACAGCUUCAUGUCUGGAUGUGCCUAGUACGAAUGAAGCAAGAGGGCAGAACAGGAAAAUACAUGUGUUACUAUAUAGUAUAUGCUAUGUGGGAAGAUGCUGAGCAACGUGGGAAGGUUAUGGGAGUUAAUUCUCUUAUCCUAAGAAGAAGUCUGAGAACCUUGACAGAAGUUUUCUAUGCAUCUAUUUUUGGAUAUGAUGAGGGGAUACUCUCAGAUGAUCAUGUACUUGCAGCAGCUAUCUGGAGAAAUCUGUUUGAAACACAUUGCAAGGAUCCUAGGCAGCUGGCAAUGAUGGUAGAAUAUGUGCGCAAGCAGGUGCAGCAUCUGGAUGCUAUGUCAGGAGAAGACCUGCUGCUGUCUGGGGAAGUGAAUUGGCGCCCCCUAGUGGAACCUAAUCCACAAAGCAUUGUAAAGCCUGUUUCUCCAGUAUAUAAUGAUGAAGGACUUUGAAUCCUUGGCAACCAACUUGAAAAUGUUUGCUGUUGUGUAUAGUACCUUUAUACAUGGAACAAUUUCUGGAAGCAGAAACUGAGAAUUGUUAGGAAAAAGCAUAAUAAAUGCUGUAUUGCUAUGUUAAAAAGUGAUUAAGAGUUUGUUCUUUUGUAAUUAUACAUUCUAAUAAAUCUAAAUACCAUGGUGUUUUUAGUAAUACAUAUAUAAAUAGUUGCUAUUAUUUAUUUGUGGAUUCUUUUACAAUUAUAUUAUCCGCAGGUCCUGGCAGCUCAGAAAUUUAAUCUUUUGUGGGAAAAAUAGUCUUACAUGAGAAGCAAAAUAUUUUCAUUGGAGAAAACUCAUUUGUUGAAGCUAGUAUUUGCUUUGAAAGAGGAAUCCCUACUGAAAAUUUCACCUACUUUUGUUCUAGGGCUUAUAGGAGGAGGAAAAAAGGCCAAAUUAAUUUAGCCUCAGUAAUAAUCAGAUUUUUCUUCUAGCGGAUGUGAUUUGCAUUUAAAAAAAACCUGUAUGUUCAAUGCAACUCUAAUUUUAUCAUCUACUUUGGUCCUAUUACCCAUAGCUAGAAAUUCUAGUAUCAAGGUCCAUUGUUUUGGUAUUAUUAAGGCAACUCAAAGGCUUUUUCUCUGCAGCUUAUCAAAUGUAUCUUCAUUUAGAAAUUAUCCUGAUUUGUUCAUAUAAAGCAAGUUGACACAUUAUUCCUUUUUAGAAGAGAAAUUUAUUUUUUUGUUGUCAUGGGUAGCACUAAAUAUCUUCCUGUUUCACCUUUUGGGUUUUUUUUUUUUUUUUGCUUUAAUGGAAAAGUUGAGAAAGAUAUAUUCUCGACACAUUUAACUAAAAUAUAGUUGUCUGUUUUACAUUUUAAGCAGUGCUUUAUUCCAGAAGUUUAUAGUUUGAUGUAUAUAUGUAUAUAUUACAAUUGUGUAAUAUGUGAUCAAGGUUCUGCCAAUGCUCUUCUGCUCUUAUAUGUUCUCCAAAAGCUCUUGAGUGCUAUCAUAUUUUUCUACAUGAACUGUGGGGCAAGACUUUUGAAAAUGACCAAUUCUUUCCAGAAGUUUAAGAAGUUCAAAAUAUAAUUUCAAGCAGGCAAUGCUGUUACUGGGUUAUUGCAUAUAUUUUGCUCUCUAUGAUCAUGUAAAAAGCCAAUACAGAAGACGCUUUAUUUGAGAGAAGAAAAUUAAUGGAAAUUCUACUAAAGAGCCAAUAUCUCUAACUCAAUUCAAAUGCAUAAUCUGGUCCUAUAAUAUGUAUUAUUGGAACAUCUUUGGGAAAGGUUGAUUUUUCACUAACGUUUCUGUUAAUGAAGGUAAGCAAUUAUAUUAAUCAUUUGAAUGGAAAGGAAUAUAAUCCAUUUGCAAAACUGUCUAUGCUGAAUGGGGCAAAUAUAUCAUUCUAGAUGCUCUUUUGUUGUAUAGGUCAAUUUCCUAAAACUAAACCCACUAAAUGCAACCCCAAGCAUUUAAAUUAUUAUUUUUUUUGUAAAUAAAGCUUACUCAGCUAAAUCUAUAA